Peronospora belbahrii is the source of this 1101-nucleotide messenger RNA. NCBI's taxonomy places the organism in Eukaryota, Oomycota, Peronosporomycetes, Peronosporales, Peronosporaceae. The record is from the annotation of a GenBank genome assembly.
AUGAAAAUACGGCAAACUGCUCGAUUUUCAACACUAGUGGCCAUUGCACUGUUGACGUUUGCGGUGACUAGUCCAGUCAUCUCAGCUGCAAAGUGCUCCGUCUCAUGGUUAAAGAAACAGCCUAUUCCUGUUCCUGUGACCACGACUGCGCCGGAAGAUGCAGCAGCAAUGGACCAUGUUCAGGACAUGCUAAACGUCGCCCAGAACAGUGCUGAGGAUAAUGUCAAGUCGAACGGUUUGGGCGAAGGUGGUUCGACCAAUGAACCAACUGGACCAGUCAAAUCUACUCCGUCUACAUCUUUAAUCGAACACGCUACUUUUGGUAACAUCAUAUCAGCUAGCGGCGAAUGUGUCAUUGGCAACCCAAACGCGCAGCUUCUUCGUGAUGAUAUCGAUUGGGUGUGGACGAAUACGAUGAGUAAAUACAUUGUGGGGUUUUCGAACCUUAUCUUCGACCAGCUUGUGACUAACAAUGGCUCACUUAGCUAUUGUGUGCGGUGGGAUACCGAUAAAAAGUUGACAAAAAUAAUGGCUUCUAAGUUUCAGGCCAUACUCGAAAAGCAGAUUAACCUGUGGAACAGUUGGCUGGUUGGAUAUGAUUGCUGGCCGUUUGACAAGAUCGAUAUUACCGUCGUAGCCUUUGCCGUCCGGGACAAAUCUAUCAUGGACUGGAGUGACGACUCACUGGGCAUGAUCUACGAGGGAAUUCUAGACGAUGCAGGCAGUCCAAUGUGUCCCGAUGAAUGCUACAAGCACAAAGGACAGGCUGCUAGUGCAGACACAAGCGCGUGCAAGGGCAAACCCUUUGACAUGUCAUUUUGGCCGUCUACAAUGCCGGAUAAAGACGCCAGUGGCAUGGGCGGUGACUGGGGUCAGCGCGUGGAGGUGAAUCACAUAUUGGACUCUAUGAAUGAUGACCAUAUGAUGGUUUUGCUGCAUGAGAUCGGACACGGCUUUGGUUUACCAGAGAUGUACUUGGCUGAAAACAAGCCCAGUGGAUAUCCUCCUUGUGUAAUGGAUGACGGUAUGACGCUUACGGAUGGUGACGGCUGGCUUUUGCGAAAAACUUGGGAAAUGAUCAAGUUUCGCUAUGCUAAAUAG